CAGCGUGCCACGGCACGGCCGCUGGCGUGGCGGCAAGGGGAGCGCAGGGGUGGGGACAGGGCUGUGCUUCCCCUUGGUGGAGGCAGGCGAAGGUGGAGUUAUCCCGUUGUUCGUCCUGGAGAGCUGGUCGGACAGGAAUUGGAGUAGCAGUGGGGUGCAGCAGGCAAGCGGCUCCGGUGGCCUGGUCCCGCUCCUGGUCCCGGUCCCGGUCCUGGUCCUGCCCGCUCAUGUGGGGACCCUGAUGGAUCCGGCUGCCAACCUUGGGGCUGAGGGCAGGGCUGGGCCGGGGGCAUCGAGGGGAUCUGAUGGUCUGAUCCUGGCCUGGUGAAGAUGUGUCAAGUGGGCCACCUCGAUCCCAGCGGCCACCAAAGGGUCCUCAUGAAAACGGGCCUCAUCCUCCUCAUCAUCGGGCACCUCAACUUCAUCACCGGCGCCUUCAUCCACGGCACCGUCCUCCGCUUCGUGGUCAACCCCCGGGACGCCGUCUCCCUGCAGUACGCCGUCACCAACGCCGCCUCCGUCAUCUCCGCGCUGCUGGGAAAGGGGACCAACGUCCCCGGGGCAGGCGGGCACCGUGCAUCGCUGACCUCCCCACGCUUCCUCGCAGACCAUCUCCUGCGGAAUAGCUGCCCUCGUGCUGUCCCGCUGCCUCGCCCCCGCCACCCUCAAAUGGGCGGUUUUUGCCCUGAGUGCCAGCAGCAGCCUGGGCUGCCUGUCCUGCCUGCUGGGGCUGGCCGUCUCCAUCGGGCUGACGCUGGGGAGCCAGGGCCGGGCACUGCUGGCCCCCUGCACCAUCGCCGACGUCGCCCUUGCCCCGGUCUCACGCGAGUGCCCCUUCGAUCCCACGCGCGUCUACAGCUCCACACUGUCCCUCUGGGCUAUCUCCCUCCUGCUCGACUUGAUGGAGAUCAUCUUUGGCAUCCGCUGCCUCCUGCUCACCCUCGACCUCCUUCGCCUCGGCCGCUGCUGCGGCAGGGCGCACCGGAGAAAGGUCUCCUUGCGGGCAGACCCUGCGGAGAACCCCGACCCCGGGCAGUGCCUGGGCUUGCUGAGGCUGGACAGCGUGGAAACUGCCCGGCUCUGAGCAGGGCCCAAGGGCUGAUGCCGUGGAUGUGCCCGGGCCAGUCCUGCCCCAUCCUAGCACCCGCACAGCCCCACAUUGGGACCUGGCUGCUCCCCAGCCCGGCUAUGGGGCAGACACGUCCCCUGGACGGCACCAGCCGAGACACGUGAGCCCAUCCCCGUGGCCUCAGGUCGCCUGGGGCUGCAGCGAGGAAGGCGACUGGGCUGGAUCCGGACCCUGUGGGGAGGAACUUUCCCCUCGGCAUCGACGGCCCCUUUCCCACCACUGACUGCACUGACACAAACU
This is a messenger RNA of Harpia harpyja (harpy eagle), 1369 nucleotides long. RefSeq names its product transmembrane protein 54 (gene TMEM54). The record is from RefSeq and is a predicted model, not a curated record. NCBI's taxonomy places the organism in Eukaryota, Metazoa, Chordata, Aves, Accipitriformes, Accipitridae. The coding region runs from base 331 to 1233 and encodes 300 amino acids. The transcript is spliced from 6 exons.